Molecule: messenger RNA, 934 nt
Organism: Ruditapes philippinarum (Manila clam)
Lineage: Eukaryota; Metazoa; Mollusca; Bivalvia; Venerida; Veneridae
Product: trypsin-like
Exons: 6
Coding region: 110-865 (251 amino acids)
Biological process (GO): proteolysis
Molecular function (GO): serine-type endopeptidase activity
Source: RefSeq, a predicted model, not a curated record
AAUAAAACAACAUAUGCAAGUUUUCCGCUGUUCAAAACCCCAAAACUCCUAUUAAUACCCGAUUUGUAGCCGCAAAUGUCAGUGUUGUUCUGACAACAAGCAAACUACCAUGGUGUGCAAGAUUGUAUUCGGCUUACUUCUGGUUGACUUAGCAUACGGGAGUUCGUUGUCCCGUAUAAUUGGCGGCUCUGAUACUACAACUUCAAAACACCCCCAUCAAGUUUCUCUCCGAAAUAGAAACGGGUAUCAUAUAUGUGGUGGGUCAAUUAUUAAUGCAAACUGGGUUCUAACUGCUGCCCACUGUGUUACCGGAGCUGCAUCGGGUUAUAGUAUCGGUGUAAAUGAUGGAACACUGAAUAACGGACCUGUUUUUGGCGUGAGCAAAAUCUUUUCUCACCCGGACUAUAACAGCAAUGGGUUCGCAGGUGCAUAUCCAAAUGACGUGGCUCUUCUACGUUUGAGCAGCCCAAUAUCUCUAGGGUCAGGUGUAGAAGCUAUCAGCCUAGCAGCAACUGGUCAGAACUUUGACAGGGCAACAUGCACCAUAACUGGAUGGGGUAAUACUGCUACUGGUAGCACGGUAAGUAACCCGACACAACUACAGGAAACCACGGGGAGGAUACUGACAAACUCGGAGUGUACGUCCUCCUGGGGUAGCAACUAUAAUGGAAAUGUCCACAUCUGUAUUCACAACACUGCAACUGGAUCUUGCAAUGGUGACAGCGGUGGACCAAUGGUUUGCUCGGGUGUUCUUGCUGGCGUGACAUCAUGGGGCUACUCUGGAUGUAGGACGGACUUUCCAAGCGUCUACGCCCGAGUAUCAACAUUCAAGGAAUGGGUCGACUUCACUGUGGCGACUAAUUAACAACAGACUGAUAACUUGUAAAUUUGAUUGUCAAACUUACGACCAAUAAAUCAACUUCAAGGCAUGCAA